Molecule: messenger RNA, 2264 nt
Organism: Panicum virgatum (switchgrass)
Lineage: Eukaryota; Viridiplantae; Streptophyta; Magnoliopsida; Poales; Poaceae
Product: aquaporin NIP3-2-like
Exons: 7
Coding region: 1224-2060 (278 amino acids)
Biological process (GO): transmembrane transport
Cellular component (GO): membrane
Molecular function (GO): channel activity
Source: RefSeq, a predicted model, not a curated record
UCCGACCGGGUCCGGCGGCCCGCGGCCGCCGUGCGGCGGGGUCAGUGUGCUCCGUUCCCCCACGACGGUGGUCUCCGGAUGGCAUGGAUCCCUCGUCUACCUCGUGCCUAGCCGCAUUGAACAACUGCUGCCAUGGAUCGACGACCUGCUGUGGGCGUUGAGGAGCUCCGGCCGGCCAGCCGUCCUGCCGGCAAGGCUCCGAAGUUUCGCCUCCUAGAUUUUACCGGUUGGAAGGUUAAGCAAUCAAUCGUCCCAUGCUACAUGAUAUUUGGGUUUAGUAUUACUGUAUUAAGUAUAAACUGAUGCUGCACCUGUGUGUAUAUAUAUGAUCCUGAUAUCUGAUUUACCAUUGAAAAUUUUUACGACGAACUCUAGAGUUUUCAGGUGGGCGGAGUUUACUCUCGAUGGAACCCUGGAGGAACAGUGGUCAGUGGUUCUCCAGAAUUCAGAGACCUGCAAUGGAAUCGAAUAGCUCUUGUAAAUUCUGCAGGCUCCAGUUCCAGCUAUAGCACCCAUAGGUGUUGCCACCAUGUAUAUCCAAAUCUGGGUGUACCUUCCUGUUGCAACUGCCGGACCAAGUGUACAUGCAGGAUUCAUUGAUGCUCCUGUUGAUGGCCUGCUCACGAGAUUAUCAAACAAAGUUAGAAUUUAUCUUCCUCAAGGUUCAGGGCAAAGGAAUUCUGUUUUUGAUGCUUGGAUGUGAUAUGAAGCAUGGCAGUGAAGGCUAUAUAUAGGCAUCUGCUUUUGCGUGGUUUUCAAAUGCGCAACGUGCCUUGUAGUAGCUUCUGUUGUUAAAAUCAACAGCCUCCAAAUCUGCAGCGGCCGAGGUGCCAAAUUCAUGGGUUUUAGAAAAGCGGCAACUGAAUACCGCGGCGAAAGAAGUUGCUAGAGCAAUGUAUUUGGAAGGACAGGAACUACUUCUGUAGCUGUGUGCAACAUCUAAGUCAUUCUUGCGUUCCUUGAAAACCAGGGCACUGAUCUGCCUUCCACCUUUGCCGCUUCAAAUCUGGAGUUGUUGGUUUCAGCAAGACCAUAUGCUAAGCUAAGCGCGCGUGGAGUGCUAGGGUACAUCACAUCCAUGCCGUUCCCGCCAAAAUCCAUCCAGGCCACUGCCCAGAUAAAUCUCAACCAAGCAUAGAGCGAGCUCUCUGUCCACUGCACUGACAUUCUUCUCCAGUGCUCCAGGUACAGGAACACAUCUCUUCUAGCUCGAGAAUUCAUCAAUGGAGCAUAUGAGGAGCAUCCCUGGGGCAGCUUCCAUGGACAACAUGAGCGACGAAAAGAUCGCAGUCAUCGUCCCGCACUCGUCCCCUAUCCUCUCGAAGUCUCCUUCCAACCAAACCCUGCCUCAAUGGGUGCAGAGCGAGGCUUCCCGUCCAGCUCCGAGCUUGGAGAAGAGGGCGGCACUUGCUCUCGUCAGGAAGGUGGCGGCGGAGUUCCUGGGGACCUUCCUGCUCAUCUUCAUCGUGCUGUCGGCGCUCAUCGUGAACGAGGCGCACGGCGGCGCGCUGGGCCUGCUCGGCGUCGCCGCGGUGGCAGGGUCCGCCGUGGUGGUGAUCGUGGCGUCGCUCGUCCACAUCUCCGGCGCCCACCUGAACCCGGCGGUCAGCGCCGCCAUGGCCGCGUUCGGCUACCUCCCCAGGGCCCAGCUCCUGCCUUACGUCGCUGCUCAGCUCCUCGGCUCCACGGUCGCCUCGUUCGCGGCCAAGGCGGUCUACGAGCCGGCGAACCUCGGCGCCACCGUCGCCACCGUGCCGGCGCUCGGCACCGCGGCGGCGCUCGCCGUGGAGUUCAUCACCACGUUCGUCCUCCUCUUCGUCAUCACCGCCCUCUCCACCGACCCGAAAGCAGUGAAGGAGCUGGUUGCAGUGGGAGCUGGGGCGGCAGUGAUGAUGAGCGCGCUCAUCUCCGCGGAGUCGACGGGAGCGUCGAUGAACCCGGCGAGGACGCUAGGGCCGGCGAUCGCCGCUGGGACGUACACCAAGAUCUGGAUCUACAUGGUCGCUCCUCCCCUCGGCGCCAUCGCCGGAACUGGAGCUUACGUUGCGCUCAAGAAGUGAUUCAGUGGUGAUUGUGCAGGCGGGCAUGGCUGCACAAUCACAUAAACGAAGUGUUUUUUUUAUUAAGAUUUCUUAAGAAAAGAAGUAGGAGCUAGGACGAUGGAAAUGGAAUCAAGGGCACAAUUGUUCGGACCUUGUUCGAUUUCUCCGUGGGAUACUUCGUUCUCCAAUUCGCAUAUAUGGCAGUAGCUAGUUUUGUGUGAA